UCUGUUCCUUUUCGAACCAAACAAUUGGGAAAAUACAUAUUUUAUGUUCUCACAUGACCCGUAUCCCAUGGCUCUCCAUGAAUGUCCAUUGUUGUUUUCCUCAAAUUUCCUCGUUAUCCUUACCAUCGUUUCUCUGCUUCUGGUGGCGAGGAUGAAGUCUUGCUCAUCUUUCAACCUCUCAUCGUCGACCACACAGUUCGGCUCCGAUUGGUCUCCGGGAGGUGCCACUUGGUACGGCCCCCCCGACGGAUAUGGAAGCGAUGGAGGUGCGUGCGGAUAUGGGGAUGCUGUAGGGGAACCUCCAUUCUCUUCAUUGGUGUCUGCUGGAGGGCCUUCUCUCUUCAACUCAGGCAAAGGCUGUGGAACUUGUUACCAGGUUAAAUGCACGGCGAAUGCGGCUUGCUCAGGCAAUCCGGUUACUGUCGUUAUCACAGAUGACUGCCCUGGCGGCCCUUGCCUGUCCGAGUCAGUUCACUUUGAUAUGAGCGGUCAUGCUUUUGGGGCCAUGGCAAAUUCUGGGCAGGCCGAUCAACUGCGUAAUGCCGGUAUCUUGCAGAUUUUAUAUAGACGAGUGGAGUGCUUAUACCACGGGGUAACUCUGACGUUCCAUGUCGAUUCCGGGUCAAACCCAUACUACUUGGCUCUCGUGGUUGAAUACCUGGACGGGGAUGGCGACCUUGACAUGGUCGAGUUGAAACAAGCCGGCACGGACUCGUGGCUUCCAAUGCAGGAAUCGUGGGGCGCAGCCUGGAGACUCAGUUCGGGAUCUCCUCUGCAAGCUCCGUUCUCUAUCAGAGUUACGGAGGGCAAGUCAUCAAAAAGCGCAAUAGCUGAGAAUGUCAUUCCUGGCGACUGGCAACCCGGAGGAAUAUAUCGGUCUGUCAUUAACUUUAACUAAUAAUUGGUUCCGUAAACAAUUCUAUGGAAUAGUGUUGCAGAUAUCUUUAAGGUCAGUUCAUUAUCAGUGGAUCCGUAUUAUAAAAAGUUUCUAGGGAGACUUAUAUAUUGAACGAGUGUCUGCCAAAUAUAUAAUAUUUUGAUUUUCCAAAUAAUUUUAAGGUUUCAAAUUAAUCUUCCUUUCUAGCAUGGUUUUUAAUUAAUCUGAGGCGUGUUUUCGGCUC
Punica granatum (pomegranate) is the source of this 1121-nucleotide messenger RNA. The record is from RefSeq and is a predicted model, not a curated record. Lineage: Eukaryota; Viridiplantae; Streptophyta; Magnoliopsida; Myrtales; Lythraceae.